This is a messenger RNA of Owenia fusiformis, 420 nucleotides long. The record is from the annotation of a GenBank genome assembly. Lineage: Eukaryota; Metazoa; Annelida; Polychaeta; Sabellida; Oweniidae.
CUUAACUGGUGCGGAGAUCUCGGGCAGCCAUGGCCAGCCCAGUUCUGGGACUGUUGGCCAUAUGGGCACUGUACAAUUACACCGUUGACUUGUACAGAUUGGGAAAGCCACGAAUGCCGGAUUGAAUACUGCAGGGAAAACAACCAUGAGGGAUUUUCGCCUUUAAUCUGUACCAAGGAUAUCAUGAACGGGAACAAUGGCAGGAAGAAGCGGAGAAUCCAUUUUGAUUCAGAUAUAAUUGCAACACGAAACGAUACAUCAAAUCAGAAUAGCGAUCUUGAGAUGUCUUUCUGUCUAAGACCUGUUCUUGAACUGAUGUCUCUCCUGUCUAAGUACAGUUAACAAUGUGUCUAUAUGUAUUACUGUUAUUGAUAUAUUUCAGUUCAAAAAGGUAAAAGAUCUGUAAUUUUUCAACUUGCC